Molecule: messenger RNA, 435 nt
Organism: Lycium barbarum (goji berry)
Lineage: Eukaryota; Viridiplantae; Streptophyta; Magnoliopsida; Solanales; Solanaceae
Product: cysteine-rich receptor-like protein kinase 10
Exons: 2
Coding region: 1-435 (144 amino acids)
Biological process (GO): protein phosphorylation
Molecular function (GO): protein kinase activity; ATP binding
Source: RefSeq, a predicted model, not a curated record
AUGUCUCCAGAAUACGUAAUAUAUGGCCAAUUUUCGGAGAAAUCAGAUGUAUUCAGCUUCGGGGUGUUGCUGUUGGAAAUGCUAACUAGUGAACGGAACUCGAACUUUUCCAUGACUGAAAUUUCUUUAUCCCUCUUAGGAUGGGCGUACAAUAUGUGGAAAGAAGGAAGAAUGUUGGAUUUGAUUGAUCCAUCAAUAAGGGAAACUUGCGACGCUAACAAGGCAACAAGGUCAAUUUUGGUUGCCCUUCUUUGUGUUCAAGAAAUUCCCACAGAUCGGCCAACAAUGUCUAAUAUAGUUGCCAUGUUAAGCAACGAAACGUUAUCAAUUCCCGAGCCAAAAGAACCUGCCUUUCGCAGUAGCUGGCAACCUCAACAUGAGUUAAAUGGUUCUUCCAAAAAUGAGAUGACAAUUAGUUUGCCAGAACCUCGAUAG